CUAUUACUUCCUGCUGCUACGCAUCGCUUUUAAUCUGUCUAUUCAACUCAACCUCCGAUACGCGGCGGGUUGCGCGUCGCGGUGUAGCGCACCUUGGUCUCCGGUGUGUCCCAAUGGGCUACUACAUCUAGGCCCCGGCUUUCACUUUCCUUUACCCACUUGUGGACGGCAGCAGUGCCUGUCAGGGUGUGGGGGGUUUGCUGUUGACGCAUCAGAUACGUCUUGCUGCAUCUGGCAGGCCUUGCUACACAGGGGUAGCAGUCUACUCUGUAGAUCGGUGAUCUAUCUCAUUGGGAAACCCCAUCCCAUCCCUCCUCUGCCCCCAAACUAUUCGAGGGAGAGGGGCAAGUGGAGAGUGUGUGAGAGAGAGACACAGCACAGCAUAGCACAGCACAGCCAAAAUGGAGACGGCCAUCCGGUGGUCUCCGUCCUCUACCACGAGCGAGCAGCACUUUCUGUCCGUGGACGUGGUCAACAAAGCCUUCCGCCUGUGCCGGGUGACCGCAUUCGACGGCCACCACCGCCUCGAGCAUGAGGUUCUGUCGACACACACCAAGGUGCCCGCCUUCCGGGCCUUCGAUUGGUCCCCCAUGGACGAGUCGCUGGUCGCAGUGGGCCAGUCCUCGGGCGACGCAACCAUUUUACGGAUGACGGGCGAGGCCCAGGAGUCCUUCUCCUUCCCCAUCCGCCACCAGCGCUACUGCAACGCCGUGGCCUUUAGUACGCACGGCUUGCUGGCUGCUGGCCUGGACCGCGUCCGCAAUGAUUUCUGCCUCAACAUCUGGGACGUCAACCAGCGCUUGACGAUGAAGGCCCCCGCCACCAAGGGGUUUGUGGAGCCGCUGCGCAAGUUGGCGAGCUCCGAGCCGAUCACCAGUAUCAAGUUCUUCAGGGAUCAGCCGGACACCUUAGUCACGGGCGUGAAGGGCCAGUUUGUGAGAAUCUAUGACCUUCGAGAGGGCCCAGGAAACCCGUCGUUGCAGUUUCCAACGCGCUGCGUUCAUAAUCUGGCUAUCAACUGGCUGGAUGAGAAUUAUAUCGCUUCAUGCCAGGGCACGAAUGAUCCGGUGAUCUGCGUCUGGGAUCGGCGCAUCGGGUCGCGCUUCAUCACGCCGGCUGUGGGGGCGGCUACCGGUCUCGAUGCCGGCCAGGCUGGCCCGGCGCUGGAGUUGAAGAAUGCCGUUGCACCAAAGUCGAGUAUCUGGAGCCUACGCUUCUCCCGGACCAAGCGAGGCUGUCUGGCGGCCUUGGCCAACACGGGUCAUCUCAAGACGUAUGACAUCGCUAAGGAGUACUUGGCAGAAGAGAUGCGGUCUUCGGUCGACGAGACACUGGGGCAAGGCUCGGCCUGCAGCUAUCCGGAACAGAUUUAUACCAAAUAUGAGCGGGACAUUGUCGGUCCUUUCAACCAUCCGACCCGUGGCUAUGCCGAGGAGGACAGGGUGGUGGCUUUCGACUUUCUCAACAUGAGCUCCGGAAACGAACCUAGCGCGAUCACGAUGAAUGGGACGGGGCAGAUCAGUAUCGUCACGUCCAAGCCGCCCUCGCCUCCGGUGCGGCUCUCGUCGCAAGGCUCCUUGAUCUGGGGCUCGUGUGAUGAUGAUUCCGACUUCCAAGUGAUCAGCCCUCCGGUCAACAAUCCGGAGACUCGCAUCUCGGACAUUGUGAGCGAAUUGCGCGCCAGGGUGUCGGCUCAGAGUGACGCGCCAGAAGUCCGGUCGGAGAGUCCGCUUUCGAGCCGCAAGGCAAGAGAGCGUGCCAUCUCGCUCGGCACGUCAGGCGAACCUCUUGCCGUGGAAGAUGCAUUGACGUUACUGUCCAUUAGUAGGCUGCGAUGCAAGGAGGGCUAUCUCUAUGACGAAUCGCGGAAUAAGAGGAUACUGGCGGAUGAUCCGUGUCUCCAAGGCUUCUGGGAUUGGAUCGAACGGGCACGGUCUGACUCUUCAAAUGAAUCCAUGAUCAUUGACGGAUUGGAUCUGAACUACUUGGGCGUUUACGAUGUGUGGACCAGCGACCUAGGAGAGAGCUUGGAAGCUCGGCGUGUUAGCUCAGACUCACCGUCGGACAUCAGCGAAACAAUCGUCCAUCUGGUUCGCGAGCAGCUGAACCUACCGGAAACGAAAGGCUGCGAGACGGACUAUGCUGAGCAUCGACGGUUGUGCCUUCGAAUCUGCGGGGCCGCGCAAUCCCACCGUGAAUUGGAAGAGCUAGUCAAGACUCUAUCGGCAGAGAAACAGCACACGAAAGCAGCCGCGUUGGCCAUCUUCCAGGACGAGCCGAAGCUGGCAUACCUGGCACUAAGAAGCCACGAGCCCACGCAAGCGCACAAGCUACUCGCUAUGGCUAUUGCCGGCGCCGUCAAGGGCGACACCGACUCCGACUGGGAGGAAACCUGCGCCGAAAUCGCCAAGGAAUUGACGGACCCGUACGCGCGGGCGAUCCUCGCGCUUGUCAGUCGAGGAGACUGGCAUUCGGUGAUCCAGGAGACCACGCUCCCGCUGCGGUAUCGCAUCGAAGUCGCCCUGCGCUGGCUGCCGGACGACGACCUCACCACGUACUUGCACGAAACGACGCAGGAAGUCAUUCGACAAGGCGAUAUCGAGGGCGUCGUUCUAACGGGUCUGGGCCACUCGGCCAUGGACUUGUUCCAGUCCUACAUCAACAAAUUCAACGACAUCCAGACCGCGGUGCUCGCGAUGAGCUACACCGUCCCGCGCUUCAUCAACAAUGCGCCGUACCGGACUCAAUUCCAGGCCUGGCGCGAGACAUACCGGUGGCAGAUCAACUCGUGGAAACUGCAGCUGGAACGGGCGCGGUUCGACGUGGGAUCCCGCAAGUUCGCCGUGACCUGGGACGGUCGCAAAUUGAUGGAACCCCCGCGGCAGCAGAUCAGUCUCACCUGCAACUACUGCACGCGACCGCUCACGCAGCACGACGCCUCGUCGCAGCUCACCCAGUCCGCCACGGGCGAGGUGGUGCACCCGACGGCAGGCAACCCGCUCGGGACGGCCGCCAUGUCCGGCACGGUGUGUCCCCGGUGCGGUCGACAUAUGCCCCGUUGCGGGGUGUGCACGCUCUGGCUGGGGUCGCCCGAUCCAAUGUCCAAGGCGUACGUGGCGGCCGAUGCGGGGACGGAAUCGCGUCGGCCGAGCGAGACCGAGUUGAUGCGGCGGUUUAUUGUGUUCUGUAUCAAUUGCAACCACGGCUUCCAUGCGCAUCACGCGCGCGAGUGGUUCGCGAAGCACAAGGUCUGUCCGGUGGCGGAGUGUAGCUGUAUUUGUGAUCGAUGAUUACUGUUUAAUAUACCCUUUAGCUUUAGCAUCACGAGAUG
Messenger RNA from Aspergillus saccharolyticus JOP 1030-1, 3331 nucleotides. RefSeq lists its product as uncharacterized. Lineage: Eukaryota; Fungi; Ascomycota; Eurotiomycetes; Eurotiales; Aspergillaceae. The transcript has 4 exons. The record is from RefSeq and is a predicted model, not a curated record. The coding region runs from base 402 to 3290 and encodes 962 amino acids. Gene Ontology annotation, molecular function: protein binding. Gene Ontology annotation, biological process: positive regulation of TORC1 signaling. Gene Ontology annotation, cellular component: cytoplasm.